AUGGGCAUAGUAGCAGACCGUGAUAUCAGUGCACAAGAAACUUGCCAUAUGUUACAGAAAUUGCCUCUUGUAAGUUGUAGCCGACAGUUUGUCUCUCUAAAUGUUGGCAGAAAAAUACUGCACCAUGUUAUAAAAUCGAAUAAUGGAACUGACCUUUCCACAACUUAUAUCCAUGCUUAUAUGCAGCGCCCUUUUGAAUUAAGUGCAACAAGUAUGUUACAAUCAGCACAAGGGUUCUCAUAUAAUUCUCAAUGCAAAAAAACAAAAUGGCAAAUCAGGGAUAAAAAAGCAAUUGUGAUUGUAUAUCCUCAGUUUAGAGAACCUCCAGAUGAAGAUACCGAUGAGUUUGAGGUUUUCUGUUGGUCUGAAUUGCUACUGUACAAACCAUUUCGUGACAUCCCAACUGAGAUAGGAACUUCAAAAGAACAAAUUAUAACAAAUUGGAAAAACUUUAAAAAGACUAAUUACAACCGUCUUCACAACCAACAAAUUAUAGAUGAUUGCAGCCCUCCAAAUGAAGAUGUCAGUGACAAUAAUGGUUCUCAAAAUGAAGAUGAUACAAAUCUAUACGAGUGGGAAUUACUAUCACGAAUGGGAGCUACAAAUAACUUUGCCCAGAAUGAUCUACAAAUGCUAGGCCGUCGUGAUUACGAUAUUAACUACUUGUGGGGUGCAACUAUUAUGGAGGAUCAAUUAGAUUGUACUACUCUUCAAUUCAUAGCUGCAACCAAGCUACAAUUCCAACACGCUAGCAUGCAAAUCUCAACUCAGGACACACAAAAAAUUCAGCUAUCGCCUAAACAAAAAGUUGCACUUGACAUUGUUCUACAACAUCAUAAUAAACAAUUUGCAACAACACCUCUACGAAUGAUUGUUCAAGGCACUGCAGGCACUGGUAAAUCAUUUUUAAUAGACUGCAUUAGGAAACAAUUGAACAUAUCUACAACUGUGAAGCAAAACCCAUUGCUUGUUUUGGCACCAACAGGUGUUGCUGCUUUUAAUAUACAAGCGACAACAAUCCAUGCAGGGUUACGCAUACCUAUAAGAGAAAUGCAUCCUUUGACAGGGUAG
Cryptomeria japonica (Japanese cedar) is the source of this 1071-nucleotide messenger RNA. RefSeq lists its product as uncharacterized. Gene Ontology annotation, biological process: DNA repair; telomere maintenance. The record is from RefSeq and is a predicted model, not a curated record. Gene Ontology annotation, molecular function: DNA helicase activity. Lineage: Eukaryota; Viridiplantae; Streptophyta; Pinopsida; Cupressales; Cupressaceae. The transcript has a single exon. Bases 1 to 1071 code for a protein of 356 amino acids.